UUGAUCCUCAAUGGAUCCUGCAUGUAGUAAAGGGCCUCGUAAGUCUUGACGAACUCUUUGCAUAAAACCCCAAUCUUUUGAGGUGAUCUUUCGGUGAUUCCCCACUUCUUCGAUCGCAGAUAUAUUUCGCGUAAAAGCAUGAAAUUGCGGAUAUCUUGUUCACAGAAUAUGCAAGACAAUUUUGACUGGGAAGAUCGACACAGAGAGAGCUAGCCAAGUCAAAGCUGAAAUGCGAGGAAGCUUCUCUGGUAAUGAAGCACGCAGCAAGUUAGGGAGAAAAGACUCGAGAAACGUCGUCAAAAAAUGAAUUCCCAAGCCUCAAGUUCCAGUGGCACCAUGUCUGCAGCUUCAUCUUUUGAAAUUCCAACUACUGAUCCUGCUUUGAGCACUGCUCCGACCGUCCUAUCUGUCAGCUCCACAGUUACGGCCAACGACGUGUUUGAUGCCAUCCCCUCGGUCAAUCCAUCAUAUCUUACCCCAAUCGCCAAGUCUUCUACGGACUCGACUUACAGCACUGGGCCAAAUCCACAAUAUGGCAACUAUCAUGUCCAGCAAUACAGCAACGCCGUAGUUGCUGUUCGCAUGACAAGUGCUCUCAACACUAGCACCCUUGACGAGCUCGAAUCUCAGAUCAGUAUUCUCACUCGCGAGAGAGAUGAGAUGUGUUCAACACCUCACCAAUCCCUGGACCUCCAACUCAGUCGUCCACUACUGCUUUACCACACUCUGCAGCCUCGUAUCAAUAUCUGGAUCCCCGGAUCUGCGAAACAGCUCCUGCGUUCGGAAACUCUCUUGGAGCCUCUGGCUCUACUACAGUUCCCAACACUCCUUGAUCCCACAGACUUCGACCUUACUGUUCCUCCAUACCUAUCCUUUACAGAUCCUACACAAGACAAUGUUGGUGUAUGUAACAAUGGCAAAGGCUCUUGCCAGAAUCUUCGGACCAAGAAGACUGCUCGAGGUUUUCAAGUAUUGUGUGUGCCUUGCAAAGCUCAAAGAACAAGUGCACCGGGGAAGACUGGGGGGAAAGCGUUGAAACCUACAGAGAAGGUUGUUACGGCGGUGGAGACGGAAGAAGAGAAGCAGCAAAAGAAACGAGAUGUCCUCGACAAGAGAGCCCAAAAAGCUACUACAGUAGCUCGUGAUACUGAUAUCGGUACCCAGCUUGCGGCAAUGUCUGGACGUUCGUAACGUUCGCAAUAAUGGUUCAGGCUUUGGGUAUCUUUGGGGUCUUGGUUUCUACUCUCUUGAUACGUUCUUUUUGAUUUGUCGAAUGGGAUUACUUCUAGCAAGGUUCCCUUGACUCCCCAUCAGAAUAUUAGGAAGGUACGAACGUUCCGUUUUGACAGGAGAAUCCCAGUC
This is a messenger RNA of Mollisia scopiformis, 1362 nucleotides long. RefSeq lists its product as uncharacterized. The transcript has 2 exons. Bases 304 to 1191 code for a protein of 295 amino acids. Lineage: Eukaryota; Fungi; Ascomycota; Leotiomycetes; Helotiales; Mollisiaceae. The record is from RefSeq and is a predicted model, not a curated record.